AUGUUCCCUCAUAUCUGGCCAGUCAAAGCGCCCGGUGAUACAAAAUACAACAAAGUCCAUUCUCCGCUACAAGCCAUACUACUGUCCCAAUUACCAAAGACGCAAGAAGAGGCUAAGGUGAAAGGUCCGCGUCCUCCGCGAAAUGAGAAGCACUUCGUAUCGAAACGUACACCAAUUACUGCAUUUAUUGCCCCAAAGCUUGAAUUGCGUGAGAACGAUUACGUCCUGCACCCCGUUUAUUUCAAGACAGAGCCCGAACAGGAGGCUGAACACAGGAUAAGAGAGCGUGCAGGCACAACGGCGGAACAUGGCUGGGUAGAUACACGCGUCGAAUCACUGGCUGAUGGAGAGCCUCCCGAGUCUGAAGUGCAAAAAGGAAGCAUAACAGCUGGCCGAGAAGUUCUAGCUCUAGAUUGCGAAAUGUGUAUCACGGAAGGUGGAAAGUCCGAGCUCACACGAAUCAGUUUGGUGAACUGGGAUGGCGAGGUGGUCUUGGAUAAACUCGUCAAGCCGGAUUUACCGAUUAUCAACUAUCUAACACAAUUUUCGGGCAUUACGAAAGAGAUGCUCGAUCCCGUCACGACUACACUUGCAGAUAUUCAAAGAGAACUUUUGGAAUUACUCACGCCACGCACUGUCCUAGUCGGACACUCACUAAACUCAGACCUUGCAGCCCUGAAGCUCACACACCCCUUCAUAAUCGAUACAGCCAUCAUAUACCCUCACCCCCGUGGCCCCCCAUUAAAAAGUUCUUUAAAAUGGCUCUGUCAAAAAUACCUUGGCAAAGAAAUCCAAAAGGGUCAAACCGGCCAUGACUCCAUCGAAGACGCCCGCGCAGUUUUGGAACUAGUAAAACAAAAAUGUGAAAAGGGUGAACGAUGGGGCACUUCUGAUGCCAACACAGAAAGUAUAUUCCGGCGCCUCGGGCGAGCCGUCAAGACGGGCAAACCGCAAGGAAGGACAGGAGCAAUAAUUGAUUGGGGUAGUCCCGAGAGAGGCUUUGGUGCGCAGGCUACUGUUGCUAUUGGUUGUGAUAACGAUGACCAAGUGGUUGAAGGAGUGAAGCUAGCAGUUCGUGGAGGCGAGGAGGCGAAGAUGAGUAUCCCCGCUGAUGGGGUGGAUUUUGCAUGGGCAAGGCUCAGGGAGUUGGAGGUUGCUAGGGGGUGGUGUAAUCGGCGACCUGAUCCGAAUAAUGCUAAUGUUUCGACUGCUAUUGUUCCUCCUGGGGAAGAGAUUGUACCUAUCGAUACAACCACAACUACGCCAUCAACAACGACAUCCCUAGCAGCAACAGUCGCAACAACAGUCCGCAACAUAAAGCGCAUCUACGACUCUCUACCAUCGUGUACAUUGUUCAUUGUGUACUCCGGCACCGGUGAUCCACGCGAAGUUACCCGCUUACACGCCAUGCACAAAACGUAUCGAGACGAAUACAACAACGCCAAAAAGAAGUGGGAUGAAUUGAGUAUUCAAUGGACCGACAGAGAAGAGCAGAUGUUGAAGCGAGCUUGUGAGAGGGCGAGGGAGGGAUGUGGGUUUAUGUGUGUUAAAUAG
Talaromyces marneffei is the source of this 1554-nucleotide messenger RNA. RefSeq lists its product as uncharacterized. The transcript has a single exon. The record is from RefSeq and is a predicted model, not a curated record. The coding region runs from base 1 to 1554 and encodes 517 amino acids. Lineage: Eukaryota; Fungi; Ascomycota; Eurotiomycetes; Eurotiales; Trichocomaceae. Gene Ontology annotation, cellular component: nucleus. Gene Ontology annotation, molecular function: exonuclease activity; nucleic acid binding.